This is a messenger RNA of Leptosia nina, 7020 nucleotides long. NCBI's taxonomy places the organism in Eukaryota, Metazoa, Arthropoda, Insecta, Lepidoptera, Pieridae. The record is from the annotation of a GenBank genome assembly.
AUGAAAAGAUCAGAGGUAUACUUGAAUCCAGAGAGCAUGCGAGAUUUGGAGAUGUUGGCUGUUUUGGAGAGAGAGGAGGAGCCAUACCCAAUGUGGUGGUCUCACGGUUGCCUCCUGAAUACCUUCCUGCAUCUCCCAUAUAAAACCUCAUGGAACUGCUUCAUCUGCAUCACCACCUUGUUGGCUGUGAUCUUGGUAGCCAUGAUGACGUUGGUGCACACCACCAUCGAGGUGUUUUUCAACGUCACGUACGUAGUCCACGUUGCUGCGUUGAUGAGCGAGGGGGUUAGGAGACUGCAGUACUCUUACAUUGACUUCUGGACUGGUGUUAGUUUCUUGAUAGACCUGCUGACAUUCUCGCACUAUAUGAUAGAAGUCAGUGAUUACGAAUUAUUGGAGUUAAUGUGUUAUUACGGCAGACUCCAUCGACCCCUGAGGUAUCUAUGGUCUCUAAACAAUGAGAGUAUGAAGGGAAGUGUGCUGGGCACCACGCUGAAGUAUUGCUACAUUUUCAUUGUGCUGCGAGUCACUUGGGCGCUGAUUUGGCUCCGUAUGGGCAUCUUCUCAGUGGUUUUAACACCUGCAAACGGACUCAAAGGUCGACAGAUACCUAUUACAAUUCCCGGAGAUGAGAAGCAAGCAAGUGAUCCAAAUGAAUUCCUUUUCGUGCUCUACUUAUUGAACAAACUCUUCAUACCCAUUGGGCCGUCAGUAAUGCCAAGUAACGAUGUCGAACGAAUUGCGUGUCUGCUGGUAAUGCUGUCUGGUUCUCUGGUGGUAACUGGGAUCGCUGUGGCGUCUUUGUCUCUCGUUAUCAGCCUCUACAUGGGUCCGGAAGAGACAUUCCGAUCAAGAUACAAGCUUAUCAUUAAGGAAAUGAAAGACUCCCACGUGCCGCGAAGCCUUCGUCAUAAAGUGGAAACUUUCUACAAGAUGUACUGGCAGAAACAGAAAUCGGUGUCCGCUACUCAACUUUUGCCGGCUUUUCCCCCGACGCUUAGCGCUACAGUCUACACUGAUAUUUACUUCAACGCUACCCAAAAGAGUCGAAUACUUCGAGAUUUAUCCUACGAGUUCUUAUCAGAGUUGGCGAAGAGAAUGCAAACGAUACAUUACAUACCUGGUGAUGCGAUCAUCAAGCGGAACACCACGAAAUCUUCCAUCAUCUACAUAACGUAUGGUGAUGUAGAGAUGUUAACAGCAGAGGACGAUUCAACAGCGAUUUUGCGCAUGGCACGUGGCACAAUCCUCUCCCCCUACGCUGGAUGUCCUGACGCUUGCACUCGUGCGCAUGUCGAGAUACGUGCAGCUACAUUCUGCAUUGCGCAUGUCCUACACGCGUCGGACCUUUGGAAAACUGUUCUUAAGAGCAUCUGGAGAGAGUACGACGACAUUAUUGCUGGAAAAUUCCUGAAAGACCGGCGUAGAUUCAAAAGCAGCAUUAUCCAUUUCAAGCGAAAGCUCAUGAAUUUGAAACAAGCCAAAAAUGAUGAGCGCCCGCAGCUAGCGAAGACCGAUGUCAUGAUGGAGAUAGCUGGGUCUUAUGUUAUGAGGAAUAGAGCUGAUGCGUUGCUGACAGAAGAAUCCGAUGCAAUUUGCCUUCGAAUGACGUUCCCAUGUAUUCUGCAGCCUUCAUCGUCUCUGCAAGUUGCUUGGCACUCUUUUGUAACGUGUGCGAUAGUAGCUGUUUGUAUUACUCACCCGUAUUACCUGGUGUAUAAGAAGGAGGUUCCAGUUCUGUUCCGCUUCUACGAUUACGUCGUGAGCAUCAUCUUCAUUUUGGAUCUCAUCGUUCACCUCUCUACGGCGGAUAAUGUUGAGGAUGGGAUGCCCAUCACUCUUGCGCAGACCGCAUCACAGCAAGCGAGAAGCAAGUGGUUCUUCCUGGAUGUAAUAGCUACAGCACCAAUCUUUGAGUUUAUACAGGGUGGACAUUUUGCUGGAAUCAAUAAAUUAUUCAGGCUGCAUAAGGUGUUCCGAAUGCUCAAAGCCGUAGAAGAUGAAUGUGUGUACCACAGUAAUACCCUACGCUUCCUCUCUUAUUCACUCCUUCUUUUGAUUGCUUGUUAUCUUCUAGCAGCUUUGCAGCAGGGAUUCAUGUGCUAUGGGUGGAUAUUAUUUCUCUUCUUAUGCGCUCACUACUUUGCACUACUUAAGAAGUGUAGUAGUUCAGAAUACUUUGCACCCCAGAGUCACUACUACUUUAAUUACUGCUUGGUGACGAAUAUAACUCAUUCACCAUACUGGACUCCGAUGCCAUUGGAUGACACUGUGGAAAGUCGGCUCACCUUUAGCCUGUAUUGGUCUAUAUCCAUGCUCACCUUUACUACGCACAUGCAAGAUUUCGGCGCCGCCGACGUCAUGAGUUUGGUUUUUAUAAUGUUUGUGUUGGAGCUUUGCAUAGUCCUGCACAUCUUUAUAGAAGCUGUCUAUUCGGCUACUAUUAUGGUGACUACUGCUAUGAGGGAAAGUUACGACGCAUGCAUCGAGAGCGUCACAAGUUUUUUAAAUCGAAAUGACGUAGAGACCACACUCACCAACAGAUUUAAAUCCUAUUUGGAGCUUUGCUGGUAUACAGAUAAGGCUUAUUCGAUAACAAACAAGAAGAAAUCAAUUUUCCACGAUCUUCCUCCACACGUUCACCAGGAUAUCGUGACGAGACAAAGAAGCAAGUACAUGCUUUGUAUUCCAUUUAUGAAGUAUCUACACAAAGAAGAAUUAAAGACUAUAGCAUCGAACGCGCGUCUCUUCAGCACUUGUCCGAAUGAAAUUCUGUUGAACACCGGGGACAUGAGUAAUGAGAUGUACGUUGUCAAGCAGGGGAUAUGCGAGGUAUUAUGCCCAGUUACAAAAGCAGUGGUCGGCGAAUUAACAACUAAAAACCAUUUCGGUGUUGUUGUAUGUUUAUUGAGACUGCCUGCGUUCUACACAAUCAGGGCGGUGACUCACGUCCAAGUUUAUUCUAUAUCUCGAAAGUUCCUAUUGAAUGCAGUGGAAAUACCACAGAUCCGGGAUGCGAUGGAGUUUGCUAGGGAACAACCCGAGUACGAGCUUCUUCAGAGAGCCUAUCCGCCCUUCGUGGCUUACAUUCCUCCGAAACCGGUGCCAAAUCUAGAACGAUUUCCCCUCCCGCGGAAACAUGAAAGGGAUUCCGCGUUCCUACACCCAUUUAGCAGACUCGGAUUUUUGUCUGUUCUAAGGUACAUCUUCCCCCGUUUCACGAUCAGACCCGAUGGACCGUAUUUAGCUCGGUACGAGUGGUUUCGUGCCACGUGCGCCCUGGGCAGUGCCAUGGUCUUCCCGGCGUGGACCUACUUCAUCUUCCACUGGCCAGUCAUCUAUUACCUUCAGAACUUUCUGGACUUCACGGCGUAUUUGGACAUAUUGCAGAGAAUCCUAGUUGGUUAUUACAAUGAAAAAGGUUUGCUCGUCUACCAUCCGGCCAGCACGGCAGCCCAUUACCUGAAGAGGACCUUCUUCAUUGACCUCUUAGCCUGUCUUCCGUUAGAGAAUCUUGAAAUUGUUAUCAAGGAGACUUAUGGGAAAUUAAAAGCGAUUCCACCAUUCAUGGCACUCCUAAAUGUGCUGACUUGCCUGAUUAUCUUCAACUCGGUCAAAUUAGUUGGUUAUUACGACAAAUACCAACUGAUACCAUUCAAUGAUGAAGGUGGCUCCUGGAUCAACUUGUAUAGUAAUGUUUUUCGUUUUAACAUGACUGAAAACGCGUGGAACCUCCACUUGGCGACUUACUUCUGGGUGGUCUACCAGACAACAAACACUGGAUACAAUACGUUAAAUCCAAGCAACUUCAUCAUAAUGAGGAUUAUGAUAGCCGGAAUGAUUAUUGGUGCAAUGAUAACAACAUACUACUCCGUUCGAAUCAUCAGCGCCCGCGCAAAUGUCAACAGACCGCUAGCCUCCUUUCAGCAACACAUGAAGGACAUCGAGAAAUUCAUGAUUAAAGAGAAUUUGGACUCCGAAUUGAAAAAUCGCGUUCUAGAAUACUACAAAUACAAUUGGGACAAAAUGGCCGGCAUGGAGUACAGGAAAGUAUUGAAGCUCUGUGACCACAUAACUCUUCGCACCGAUGCAAUCCUAUUUAUCUACGGGCCUACGUUUACGAAGUGUCCUAUAGUGAAUAGAUGCGACGUAGCCCUUCUACGCAUCAUUGGUCGAGCAGUGCAGACCUUCCAUUUCCUGAAAGACACGUGCAUCAUCUCUCAAGAUGAUAUCAUAUCGGACUUGUUCUUUGUGGACCAGGGGGUGGUGGAACUGAGAUAUUACAAUGGUGAAGAUCUCGUUGAGAGGGUUAAGUUAGGUAAAGGGAGUUUAUUUGGAAACCUCAGAUGUAUGGAGACACUAAGAAGUCCAGUGGAAGUGGUAUCGGUUACUCCAGUCCAUCUUCUGUACAUGAACGCUCCUAUGUUUUAUAAUAUAAUUGUGGAGUUUCCAAGUAUUGUUGAUCUCAUGGAAGUUUACUUGAAACAGGAUGAGAAUUACGUCAUGGGCACCGAAGAAAUUAUCCAAAUGGACACCAAAGAGUACAAUUCCCACCCAGCAUUAAUGAUGUGUCAGAAACUGCUAAGCUACGUGCAUCGGAGAUCAUCAAUCUUUCAAAUUUACCUGAUCCUCAUUUGCCUGGGCUGCAUCUACGUGGACGUCUUUAACGCUGGUUUUCAAAAUAACAGCCCCUCCUUGCUAGUUUUCCUCUAUUUAAUGGAUCUAGGCUUCUGUUGGAAAAUUGUGAUAGAAUAUUUCAUGCCUUACUCUGCUGGUCUAAAUCAUAAGCAGACGCAGUCGAUGUGGAAGGAGAGACGGAAGUAUUUUAAAAGCGAAUUCAAAGUGGAUUUACUAUCGGUUUUACCCAUUGAAGCCCUUAGUUUAUUGAGUUCUCAAGACAACCUCGUGCUUUUUUCUUUUCUAAGGCUUAAUCGCCUAUUUAGAAUCGUGACAGUAUACAAAUGUUUGCAAAGACGACACGAAAGCAUCUCCGUUAAUUUAAUUCUGACGACGACUAUCUCCGUUUUUAUUUGGAUGACGAUCUUUAUCCACGUGUCCACCUGCUUAUGGUAUUUCAUUGGCGUUAUGGAAGAGGAGAUCGAACCAAAGUCGUCUUGGUUCUAUAAUUCGGAAGGGAAACCAUUGUGUGAAAACAAAUAUAUGUGCUCCUUAUAUUUUGUUUUUACUACUUUUACACAAAAUGGCGUCGGCGAUAUUCUACCACAGAAACAAUCGGAGGUCGUAUUCGUCUCUAUUCUCCAGUUGGUAUCGACAAUGGUCUAUAUGAUAUACGUCGGUGAAUUCUCAAACAUUAUUCAGUACUACUCGUUCCGCUCCUUCGGUUAUUAUUGCAAGAUCAUCGAAUUACAGGACUUCCUGAAAAAUAAUCGCGUGUCGCAUAAUUUAGUGAAGCUGGUGCACCGAUACUCGCUUCACCUGUGGGCGGAGUCACGCGGAGUCCAGUUACCGCACUUUCUGAAGAACGCUCCCAACUGCCUAAAACUUGACGUCAUGUCUGAGGCCUAUCUGUAUCAUUUGAAUGCGCAUCCAAUAUUUAGAAACUGCGAGUCUGUUUUCUUGCGACAAUUAGUUGGUUGCUUUCAACUAUACACCUAUCGGAAAGGUAUGUACGUAGUAAUGGAAAACGAUCAGACAGAAAGCUUCUACUUUGUCCAUUCCGGACGUGUGCUGGAGACCUCCGAACAUAAUAACAACACACGUCUCUAUUUUGCUGGAGAGAGUUUCGGGACUGUACACGGUCUAGUCCACAACUUUCCGUACACUCACUCGUACAUAACUGUCAUGAGGUCUCAAGUACUUACAGUAUGCCUGAACGACUGGGAACAUCUAUUAAAGCAUUUUCCAGAAAGCAAAGGUGUUAUAGAGAAGUCACUGUCACCAGACGACACCCAUCCUGACGAAAGUUCCAGUAGAGGCAGAAGGGAACGCAGAGUCACCAUUGCUGAUGAUGAUCAUCCUUCGCCAGGUUCACAGGGUUAUAAAAGGGCACGGUCGCUGCGAAAAACCACUGCUGAAAUAAAACAAGGUUCUUUUGUUCACUCAUCGUCACCGGAAACAAAUCAGGAUGAUAGACUGGAAGAAGAUCUGUGGCCUCUCGAUAGCCGUCAACUAUCUCAACAUCUUAUCACUUAUGAACCUAUGAAGGAAGUAACCUUUGCUCAUCCUCCUGAAAAUAUUAUUACUACGCAAGCACAGAUAGAAAGUACUUCAGCUAGAAUUGCAGAACCAGAGAAAGAUCCAAAUCAAACCGAUUCUAAUAUCAAAAUGACCUAUCAAGAAUUACUUUUGAAUGAGGAGGAAGAGGCUACGGAGGCAUUGUUGGCUAGAAUAGAAGAAUCUAGUAAGUCUUUACAAGAUACUAUCGCCCAACCCAUUGAAGAUUCAUUGAUGGAACAUGAAGAUUCAAGUCUUUUGAUAGACUUAAGUCAUAUGAAAAGCGUCGAUGACUAUAUUCUCGGUCGAUACGGCGAAGAUACUGAGAAUUUGGGUUCAGAGAAAGAUUUAGCUGCGGACUCUAAUGAUGCAGACAAACCAACAUCUACGAAUCGUCUAAAACAAAUGGCACAUGUCCGAUAUGGUGAAUUAAAACGACAAACCAUUGAAGGUCAGGAGUUGAAACCUAUUCGAGAUUUAUCAACGGAUGAAAGGAACCUUAAGAGUCUCGAUAGCGAUAUCGAUCCCAAUUUGGUUCCUGAAGAUGAUAAUAGGAGUACUAUUUCAAGGCUAUCGGCUCAAACUGGGAAAACGUUAAGGUGUAAAUACAAGGGUUAUAGAAGGAUCAAAAGUAGAAGAAUUCAAGAAGAGAUCACCUCAGAACAUCCCAGAAUACAAGAGCCACAGGCUGGCGAGCAGAAGUACCAGGAUAAGAUAGGUGGCGAUGAGGUUUGUGGUCUCGUGGUGCGGCAUGGCGAUGCUGGCGAUCCUCACUGUACUGGACACUCCAGAAAACUGAAUAUGACAAGCGAAUGUCGCCGCUCGCCCACGCGACACGCCCCUUGA